Molecule: messenger RNA, 2458 nt
Organism: Uloborus diversus
Lineage: Eukaryota; Metazoa; Arthropoda; Arachnida; Araneae; Uloboridae
Product: dimethylaniline monooxygenase [N-oxide-forming] 2-like
Exons: 3
Coding region: 171-1733 (520 amino acids)
Molecular function (GO): flavin adenine dinucleotide binding; N,N-dimethylaniline monooxygenase activity; NADP binding
Source: RefSeq, a predicted model, not a curated record
UCAAAUCAAAGUGCUUGUAUUCGAGUAGCGGUGGGUCCGAUUCGGUUGGAAAGCGGCUUCUCAAGGUGCAUUCCACUUGGUUUUAUUACGGUGAUUCACUUCUGACUCAACAAGCUGAAGUUCAUUAAUCGACAGAUGUGUUUUGUUCAGUGUAAGAUUCAGAAAUAAAGAUGUUGGAUGAAGAGAUGACACCACAAGCAAAGCUUGUAGCCGUUAUUGGUGCUGGCGCUAGUGGUCUUACAACCAUUAAAAGUUUAAAAGAAGAAGGCUUUUAUGUUGUGUGUUAUGAAAAAACUGAUAAUGUUGGUGGUAUUUGGAAGUAUCGAGACGAAGAUAUUGAGGGCGUUGGAUCAGUUAUGAAAUGCACAGUAUCUAAUAUUAGCAAAGAAUUGAUGGCUUUUAGUGAUUUUCCUCCGCCUGCUUCAUUUCCAAAUUUCAUGCCACACAAAUAUGUCCUAAAAUAUCUUGAAAAAUACGCGGAAGCUUUCGAUCUAUUACGUCACAUAAAGUACAGACAUGAAGUAAUACGUGUGCUGCCUACGAAUGAUAAUUACAGGACUGGUCGUUGGGAAGUGACGAUAAAAGACAAUGUGAAAAACAGGAUACUGGUAGAGGUCUUUGACGGAGUUGCUGUUUGUGUUGGGAGGUAUGGCUUCCCGAAGAUUCCGAAGUUUAAUUCCAUUGAAACUUUUACUGGGAAAAUAGUGCACUCUCACAAUAUCAAAGAUGCCGAGCCAUAUAAAGAUCAAAGAGUUUUGGUGAUUGGUGCUGGAAAUUCGGGAGCUGAUGCUGCAGUAUAUUUGUCUACAUUUGCUGAACAGGUAUAUUUGAGCACCAGGCAAGGUACGUGGGUUCUACAAAGGCCAGGAUCAAAUGGACUUCCAGCUGAUUUGAGUUUUAAUAGAAGAAUUUUCAACACCGCAUUCCAAAAGUUGCCUCGAAAGUUGGUAUUUUGGUUCAUGGAGAAACAAGUCAACAAAAACUUUAACCACAACACAUACAAUUUGAAGCCUCCUUACAGAUUUCUUACUAAAAGACCUACAGUAAAUGAUCAUCUCGCAAGUAAAAUCUUAAGUGGUGAUAUCAUUCUGAAAGGUGCAAUAAAACAUUUCACUGAAAAAGGAGUAGUCUUCAGAGGAGACAAUGAUAUUACCAACAUUGAUGUUGUAAUUAUGGCAACUGGCUACCAGUUAAAAGUACCAUUUCUGAAUGAUAUAAUUUUUCAAGUAAUUGGAGAUCACGUUCCGUUGUUCAAACAUGUCUUUCCUCCGCAUUUAUCUGUGCCAUCUAUGGCCAUCAUCGGGAUGACUCAAGUUUUUGGGGGUGUACUACCAGUGUGUGAAAUGCAAGCUAGGUGGUUCGCUAAUGUUUUGAAUAACAAAGUUGAUUUUCCUGACAAAGGUGACAUAAUCAACGAUAUUACUUUAAACACUGAGAAAGAGACUAAAUUGCUUCAUUCUUCUGCAAGAAAUUGCAUGCAAGUGUAUGGUAUUCCGUACAUGGAUGAACUUGCUCAACUUAUUGGUGCUAAACCUAAUUUCAAGAAAUUGCUUCUCAGAGAACCUAAACUUACAUGGGCCUGCAUCAUGGGUCCAUGUUUACCAUAUCAAUACAGAUUGGAAGGGCCCCAUGCGUGGGUUGGAGCAAAAGAUGCGAUACUUAAUUAUAAAGAAAGAGUUUUUGCGCCUCUAAGGACACGCUAUGAAACUCGACAGAAUUUCUCAAAUACGUAACAAUGUGUCGUAUGCUAGAUUUAAAGGUACGUUUAGUGAAAGAACUGAAAAAGAGGAAAGAAAUAAGUGUUUUAAUUCGGCUUUCGGUUUUUAUGAUAUUUUUCCAUGAUGCAAAUGAAAUCCAACAAGACUGAACAUUGAUUUUAUGUGAUAUUUAUCACCAUGAACAUAAAAAUGUCAAGAAACCAGUUUUGUAAAAGUUGUUAUGCUACUGCCUUUUAACCGCCACAUUCAUACUUUUUCUAUGGCAUUCUUUUAUAUGAACUAGAUUUUUCAUUCAUCGAACACGAUGAAUAAGAUUUUCAAAAGCGUAUAUAAUUAUAUUUUAUAAAAAAAAACAUUAUCUAUUAUUGUUUCUAAAAAUAUGAAAAACUGAUAUUCGUAAACAGUAUUAUUACAGUAGUUUCCAUUUCCUGUGCAUUGAAAUAUUUAUUUUUCUUUUACAAACAUUUCAUAUAGCUAUUUAUAGAAAAAAUCUCUUUUUAUGUAAAAUACUUUUCUGCUUUUCGAAGAAUAUUGUGAAAUAGUCAAAGCUUCAUAAAAAUAUCAUUAUAAUCUAUCAUUAGCAACAUAUACAAUUUUUAGAACACUUGUUGAAUACUGCCGAUUUUCUUAUAGAAAUUCAUACGUUCCUAUAAAAGCUGAAUCUAUACGCUUAUGUAACUAAUUUUUAUCUCUUCUGCUGUGAUUUUUAUUGAUAAAUGGUGUAAAAGUGUGUUUAUUAA